This is a messenger RNA of Lactuca saligna, 224 nucleotides long. The record is from the annotation of a GenBank genome assembly. NCBI's taxonomy places the organism in Eukaryota, Viridiplantae, Streptophyta, Magnoliopsida, Asterales, Asteraceae.
GAAAUGGGAGCUUCGCCGGAGGUGAGGCUACCACUGGAGUGGAAAUGUGGAAUUGGUCAUGGAGGGAGGCGCUGUUUGGCAUCGAAGUUGGGAGCGAUGUAGAUCGUGAAUCUGUCAUCCAACAACUGGGGUUGAGUCAGCAGGAUUUCAGUAGUACGGGGUUGAGUCUACGGGACUUCAGCAAUGUGAGGUACUUCGCGUUUAAAGGAAAGGAGUCGGCUUGA